This is a messenger RNA of Acromyrmex echinatior (Panamanian leafcutter ant), 2797 nucleotides long. RefSeq names its product neuropeptide-like 1. Gene Ontology annotation, cellular component: chromosome, telomeric repeat region; nucleus. Gene Ontology annotation, biological process: telomere maintenance. NCBI's taxonomy places the organism in Eukaryota, Metazoa, Arthropoda, Insecta, Hymenoptera, Formicidae. The record is from RefSeq and is a predicted model, not a curated record.
UGUCGCGGCUGUUGAGGGUUGUACUAGAAAUCAUAUCGCUUUCAAUGAUCAAUUUCGAGUAAUGUAACUUACGCAAUUAUGGAUAUUGUAACAAUUUAUCUUUUUACCAUAGUACCUUUUUAUUUUAUUCUUUUUUGCAAUACAUCUGUAAGAAGAUAAUAAUUGAGUAGUAACUUUCCAAUAAAAAGCAAUAUUCCGCUAUAUUAUGCAACGCCACGAUCAAACUCUCCCCCAUCGAGGCACAAUAAAUGCGAAUAUUAGUCUCGUUACAUUCUCGAAAAAUGUCUUCUUGCUACCACGUUUCUUCUUUUUUCCUCCCUUGCGAAGAAUUCGUGGCUUAUUUCGCCUUUAAGCCAUACUCCGUGUCGCGAACAAGGAGAAGCAAAAAAAAAAGAAAAAGUAAAAAGGACGAACGAACCAUCGCGUAUGUACGUACAUAUGUCGCAUGUGGGUGCGUUAUGGGGCGAGGAGAACGCUUGGGGGUGGAGAACGCCUGCGCCGGCUGGAGUGCACCCCUAUAUAAGAGGCAACACAUUCUGAAGAGCGAUAUUCACAUUUGGAAGUCUGCGUCGCGACGGAGAGGCUGAUUAUCACCUCCGAGAAGAUGAUGGGGUUCACCAGAAGUUAUCUCGUGAGCUUGUUCCUGUACAUCUCCAUUGUCAAUGAGAUUCGCCAGCCUGCGGUGACAUGUCAAGACGAAGAAGGCAGCCAAUGCAUACCAAAGAAGAUCUUCCUGACGUUGUUGCGUUUACCGGAAGUAAGUUCGAAUCUGGCAGCGUAUUCGAGGAUAAUUCAAGAGGCGAAGAAUCAUAACGACAUGGCUCAUCUGAAAGCUCUUAGUUCCGAGGAGAAUGAUGACGCUGAAAUCUGUAUACCUAGUGAUAUUUAUCUGGAGCUCCUCAGGGAUCUUACGAUUCGUGGACAUCUCGUAACGCGGGAUUUGAUUCCCGAAUCGGAAAAACGCAGUCUUGCUACCUUGGCCAAAAACGAUGAUCUACCAUUUAUCGUACAGGAGCGCGAGGACGAUGGUGAUGACGAGGAAAAGAGGAGUAUCAAUAUAUCUAGCGAUAAUCUAGAUGAGCUGGUGCGCGCGUUGAUGGGCGACGAGUAUCGUCGACGUACAUCCGGAAUCUACGAUUACCAAGUUAAACUGGACCCAGAAUUGAUCGAGUAUCCGUUAGACAAACGUAACGUCGGCGCCUUGGCGCGGGACUUCGCAUUACCCACGGGUAGACGUCACAUCGGCUCGGUGCUUCGAGAUUACAAUACGAUGAGCGGCAAGAGAAACAUCGGUUCCCUGGCCAGGCAAAGCAUGCUGCCUAUGAGCGGUAAAAGAAACGUCGCUUCUCUGGCGAGAGACUCCAUGCUGCCGCAGAAUGGUAAGAGAAACGUCGCCGCGCUAGCCAGAGAUUCUUCUCUGCCCUACGGUAAGCGAUAUCUCGGUUCGUUGGUUCGAAACGGCGGUUAUCCGGUCCGUGGAUACGACGAGGGCAAGCGCAACAUUGCAUCAUUGGCCAGAAACGCCGACUGGCCUGGUUUCAUGAAACGAGGCGGCACCGCGGGUGUAGGUAGGAUGAUCGCCCGGGUGCUCAACCGUCACGGGAGAUCCUUGAACGAUCACGAGGCACCCAGUGAGCCCUUGGACCUCCAGCAGCUUAUCAAACAAGAUCACAACAACGGAAACGAUGCUAAAGAGAACGUUGCCGGCAACUGGCCCACACUCUUCAGCAUCUCGGAGGAGCUAGACGACAGCAGAGCGAAGAACAGAUCAAAUAGAAGGAUGGACGCAGCGACUUCACAAACGAGGCACAAACGACAGAUCGACUUUUCCGAUGAGUAUCCGCUGCCUGUCGUGCAGAAUACUAACAUACUCGAUUAUGAGGACAUGAUCGAGGCACUCGCCGAUCAUUAUCCGAACACGGAGAAGAGGUUCCUAGGUUCCUCGCCGGAGAUGCCGGCCGACUCGGGCUACACUGAAGUAUUGCAACCAAGUAAGAGACAUAUCGGAGCCCUCGCACGCCUCGGCUGGCUCCCGUCGUUCCGUGCAUCACGAUUCUCUCGGUCACCGCGAUAUCUGGUCGAAAGGGAGGAUCCCGCAGAUGGGACCUCGUCCAACUACACCCCCCUCGCGUCAGCUAAGACUCGGUCGCUAAGACCGUUCAUCCCGAAAACCCGCUACCUGCAGUCCCUGCACCGCCUGCACGGAGAUUGUCGACAUGGCUUCAAGAGGUUCCUGUUACCGGACAUCGAUAACUUCCUGCGGACGUCGAACUCUCGCAUCGUGUCCAAUUCCAUGUAAAAACCCUCGCCUCGCCUCGCCUCUCUGUUCGUCCAGAGCGACGAUACCGUACAAAUUAUGUCAUAUAUUGGACUCACACGUUUUACUCAGCGAUCCGUAAGGGGAGUGAGAGGAAACGGAUGUAAAUAUUCGGAUCUUGUGUCUGACGUUCUUCCUUAUUGGCUACUGAUUAUCCCUUGUCAACGGUAGAUAUCUACGAAUAUAUAUGUCUCGACCAUUAAUGAUCUUUUAAGUAAUGAUCUACCAGCGAAUUAUAAAAAUAAUAAUAUCACACAAAAAAAUGCUAAAAAAAAAAGAGAAAAAAGUUGAUCAAAAUUAGAAACGGUAAUAGAAGUGGGGAAGUCCGUCACACAAUUUAAUUAGCGACUAAUUUCACAGAUUCAUUGAGAAGAAUUGAUCGCAAGAUCCGUCGAUGGACAAUAAGCUUACUGCUCGCCGACAAUAAUAAUUUCACGUAAUCCUAAUGAUUGACGCCUUAAAUGUGCCGUCUGUUUCGAA